Acanthosepion pharaonis is the source of this 468-nucleotide messenger RNA. The record is from the annotation of a GenBank genome assembly. Lineage: Eukaryota; Metazoa; Mollusca; Cephalopoda; Sepiida; Sepiidae.
AUGAUUCCUCAAGACCGGCGAAAGUUGGAGCUUAAACGGAAAAGAAGUUCCAGAGUGUGCAGUUAUAUCAUACCGCGGCCAUACCAGUUCGGCGUUCAGGACUCCUUCACGACCAUACCAGUUCGGCGUUCAGGACUCCUUCGCGACCAACCAGUUCGGCGUUCAGGACCUUCGCGACCAUACCAGUUCGGCGUUCAGGACUCCUUCGCGACCAUACCAGUUCGGCGUUCAGGACUCCUUCGCGACCAUACCAGUUCGGCGUUCAGGACGCCUUCGCGACCAUACCAGUUCGGCGUUCAGGACUCCUUCACGACCAUACCAGUUCGGCGUUCAGGACUCCUUCACGACCAUACCAGCCGUUUACCACCCUCUCUCUCUCUCUCUCUCUCUCUCUCUCUCUCUCUCUCUCUCUAUCUAUCUAUCUAUCUAUCUAUCUAUCUAUAUCUAUAUCUAUAUAUAUAUAUAUAA